Oryctolagus cuniculus (rabbit) is the source of this 2892-nucleotide messenger RNA. Lineage: Eukaryota; Metazoa; Chordata; Mammalia; Lagomorpha; Leporidae. The record is from RefSeq and is a predicted model, not a curated record.
CCGCCGGCCGGCUCCCCUCCCCCGGCCGCUGGCUCGCUCGCUCGCAGCGCUGCAGAGGCUCCGAGGCGGCGGCGGCGACGGCUCCGUCUUCCCCUCCCUCCUCCUCUUCCUCUUCUUCCUCCUCCUCCUCCUCAGUCAGUCAGUCCGUCCGUGCGUCCGUGCGCUUGGCCUCCGUCCGGCCCGCAGCAUGGCCGGCGUCAGCUUCAGCGGCCACCGCCUGGAGCUGCUGGCGGCGUACGAGGAGGUGAUUCGGGAGGAGAGCGCGGCCGACUGGGCUCUGUACACAUAUGAGGAUGGCUCAGAUGACCUCAAGCUGGCGGCCUCCGGAGAAGGGGGCUUGCAGGAGCUCUCAGGCCACUUCGAGAACCAGAAGGUGAUGUACGGCUUCUGCAGCGUCAAGGACUCGCAGGCGGCUCUGCCAAAAUACGUGCUCAUCAACUGGGUCGGCGAAGAUGUGCCCGAUGCCCGCAAGUGUGCCUGUGCCAGCCACGUGGCUAAGGUGGCUGAAUUCUUCCAGGGCGUGGAUGUCAUUGUGAAUGCCAGCAGCGUGGAGGACAUCGAUGCGGGCGCCAUCGGGCAGCGGCUCUCCAAUGGUCUGGCCCGGCUCUCCAGCCCCGUGCUGCACCGACUGCGGCUGCGGGAGGAUGAGAACGCUGAGCCUGUGGGCACCACCUACCAGAAGACGGACGCCGCGGUGGAAAUGAAACGCAUCAACCGCGAGCAGUUCUGGGAGCAGGCCAAGAAGGAAGAAGAGCUGCGGAAGGAAGAGGAGCGGAAGAAGGCCCUGGAUGAGAGACUCCGAUUUGAGCAAGAGCGGAUGGAGCAGGAGCGACAGGAACAGGAGGAGCGGGAGCGGCGCUACCGUGAGCGGGAGCAGCAGAUCGAGGAGCACAGGCGGAAACAGCAGACGCUCGAAGCUGAAGAGGCCAAGAGGCGGCUGAAGGAGCAGUCCAUCUUUGGUGACCAGCGGGAUGAUGAGGAAGAAACUCAGAUGAAGAAGUCGGAAUCAGAGGUGGAGGAGGCAGCGGCCAUUAUCGCCCAGCGGCCCGACAACCCCCGGGAGUUCUUCAAGCAGCAAGAACGAGUGGCCUCGGCCUCUGCGGGCAGCUGUGAUGUGCCCUCACCCUUCAACCACCGGCCAGGUCGUCCGCACUGCCCUUUCAUAAAGGCAUCGGACAGUGGGCCUUCCUCCUCCUCCUCUUCCUCCUCUUCCCCUCCACGGACUCCCUUUCCCUAUAUCACCUGUCACCGCACCCCAAACCUCUCUUCCUCCCUCCCAUGCAGCCACCUGGACAGCCACCGGCGGAUGGCGCCCACCCCCAUCCCUGCCCGGAGCCCCUCAGACUCCAGCACGGCCUCCACCCCCGUCACCGAGCGGAUUGAGAAGGCCCUGGAUGAGGUCACGUCCUCGCAGCCGCCACCACUGCCACCGCCACCCCCACCUGCGCAAGAGACCCAGGAGCCCCGCCACAGCGAAGAGACCAGCAAGGAAGCCCGGGCAGCGGCAGCAGCAGCUCCUCAGGCCUGGGCCAGCCCCAUAGAGGAGCCCCCUCAGGCCCAGGAGCCUCCCCAGGGGCAAGGCGGGCCCAUGGAGGACUUGGUGUUGAUGACGUCUCCAGAGCCGGCCGAUGCGCCGGCCCUCGGGGAACCUGCCACCGCAGAGACCACGGAGGCCGAUGCUUCGGUAGCUGACGCCCACGUGGCUGAUGCCGAUGAAACCGACACUGCCGCUGCUGACACCGCUGUUGCCAACAACGUGGCCCUCACCACUGCCAGCUUUGUUGACCUAUGGCCUGGCAAUGGGGAAGGGGCCUCAGCACCCCAGGCCGAGCCCAGGGCCCCCACCCCACCCUCAGGCGCUGAGGCCCCUUUGGCAGAGGUACCCCAGCUGAAUGAGGUGGCUCAGGAGCCACUGGCCCCUGCGGGUGAAGGCUGUGCCAACCUCCUCAGUUUCGAUGAGCUGCCUGAGCCGCCAGCCACCUUCUGUGACCCAGAGGAGGAAGCAGAAGGGGAGCCCCUGGCUGCGCCCCAAGCCCCAGCUCCGCCCUCGGCUCCAGAGGGGCCAGAGCAGGAGCAGGAGCUGGAGCAGGAGCAGGAGCUGGGACCCGAAACCCAUCUACUGACCAACGGGGAGACCACCCAGAAGGAGGGAACUCAGGCGGGCAUCUCUGUUUCCUUGACAACCACUGAGGGAAUCACUGGUUGCCGGAGAAACGCCGAGCUCGGACCUGAUAGGCCAGCCCUCGUUCUGCUGGGUGGGGCCCAGGGACCUGGUGCUUGUCCCCUGCAGGCCAGCGAGGGGUACUUCAGCCAGUCGCAGGAGGAGGAGUUCGCCCAAUCAGAAGAGCUGUGUGCGAAGGCUCCGCCUCCCGUGUUCUACAACAAGCCCCCAGAAAUCGACAUCACGUGCUGGGAUGCAGACCCGGUCCCGGAAGAGGAGGAGGGCUUCGAGGGCGGCGAUUAGCCUCGGCGCCCGCCCUCAGGCUGCCCUCGCCCAGGAGGCCACUCGCCCGCGCCGGCCUCUGGUCAGACGGCCCGCAGCGCCUGCGUUCACCGCCCCGCCUGGCGCCCACUCGGGAUUCUGGGCCCUCGCCGGGGACUUGGCCGCUUCCCCACUCACAGGGCCUGACUUUUACAGCUUUUCUCUCUCUCUUUUUUUUAAAGUUGAUAGGACACUUGUACAGUUGACUGGUUUUCCUCCGGUUGGUAGUUGAGACGCUGUUGCAAAUCCCACCCCCUCCCCGCCCGGUCCAGUUUGUAGCUCUUAGCCCUCCCUGCUCAGCUGGCCCGGGUGGGGCCUGGCGUGGUGGGGGGAGCUGUGGAGGGAAAAUGUGCCCCCACCUCUUUUCCUAGUUUUAUGUUUCUUGGAAAAAUAUCACUUUGUAUUCUCUG